Molecule: messenger RNA, 2082 nt
Organism: Tetrahymena thermophila SB210
Lineage: Eukaryota; Ciliophora; Oligohymenophorea; Hymenostomatida; Tetrahymenidae
Product: ALG6, Alg8 glycosyltransferase family protein
Exons: 10
Biological process (GO): protein N-linked glycosylation
Cellular component (GO): endoplasmic reticulum membrane
Molecular function (GO): dolichyl pyrophosphate Man9GlcNAc2 alpha-1,3-glucosyltransferase activity
Source: RefSeq, a predicted model, not a curated record
AUGUCAUAAUAAGAAAGUGGAGAAACGUAAUCUCAAAAAAUAACAAAUACGCGUUUAAUGAGAGAACGCAAAGAAAUAGACACCGUUUUAUAAGAGUAUGAUGUACAAUGGAAAGAAUCUUAAAAAGGAGUAGAAGUCUAGUUUAGCUUCUAAAUAAAUUCUGAAAACAAGAAAGAUAGCGUCGCUCAUGCAGAAAUAAAAUUAGAAUAAAGUUACCCAUUUUCAUAGCCUCUAAUAAAGUUCAAUCUUACUCCUGGAUAACUUGCUCUUUUUAACCAUGACAGCUAUAAAGAAAUUGAUUAUUAUACUAACAAAACUUAUACACCUAAGAUGACAGUCGCUGAUAUCAUUAAAUUGAUUGCUGAAUAUGGAAAGAAAAAUAUAUAAAUAGGAGAUAAGAGUAAAAAAGAAACAAUUUUUAGUUUGGUCCAUACUCUCUAUUCAAUUUUAGGAUCAACUUCUACAAUUAUUUUUAUAAUUCUAUUUGCAUCUUUCAUUAGAAUUUUAGCAGGAAUUGGACCAUACUCAGGAUACAAAGAUGCUCCCACAUAUGGUGACUAUGAAGCUUAGAGACACUGGAUGGAAUUAACUCUUCAUACUCCUCCAAGCUAAUGGUAUGUUGAAACAUUAAACAAUGAUUUGACUUAUUGGAGAAUAGAUUAUCCUCCUCUCAGUGCAUAUGUCAGCUACAUUUUUGGAUAUAUCAGUCAUUAAUUUGACCCAAAAUCUGUAGAAUUAUAUCACAGUAGAGGUUAUGAAGAACCCAACCAUAAAAUCUACAUGAGAAUGACAGUCUUGAUUAGUGACAUAUUAUUUUUCUUCACAAGUUUAUACUAUGUUACUAAAAUUGAAUUCAAUAAGUAUAGCUUUACUCUUCGCUCUCUUUUUUACCUUCUAGCCUUGCUUUGCCCUCCAUUCAUUCUUAUUGAUCAUGCUCACUUCCAAUAUAAUAGCUUCAUGCAUGGGCUUGUAUUGUGGUCUGUUUAUUUCUGCUCCUAAGGAAGUGUAGUGAUCGGAGGAAUAUUAUUUACCCUUGCUCUUAAUUUCAAACAGAUGGGUUUGUAUUAUUCCUUAGGUUUCUUUUUUUAUAUUCUCGGAUAUCUAGCUGUAGAUUCUGGUUUUAGAAGCAUUAAAACAAACAAAUACAAUUUUGGAGCUUCUUUAUUUUUUAUCUUACGAAUUGCUUUAGUAGGAUUUGGAGUUAUUGCUACUUUUGUAUUAAUGAUACUUCCAUGGAUAACUGAUAAGUACUUGCUCACUUCUCUGGUCUCUGCUAUAUUCCCUGUUCAUAGAGGGCUCUAUUAAUUAAAAGUAGCAAACUUUUGGUGUUUUUCUAAUAUUUUUAUUAAAUGGACUCAGAUAUUUGAUCAAAAAGUGAUAAUUCUAAUGUCAAUAGCCUUCACAUUGGUUGCUUGUCUCCCUAGCAUUUAUGUUGUAUUUUUGAGACCAAAAUAUAAAUAUUUAAAAUUAGCUCUUUUCAAUAUUUCUAUGAGUUUCUUUUUCUUCUCAUAUCAUGUACAUGAAAAGACUAUUUUGAUUCCAUUAGUCUUAUAUGUUUUGUGCAUCAGAUAUAUGAAUAUCUAUUAUUUAGAUUUUGUAACAAUUAGCUGCUUAACUCUUUAUCCCUUGCUAAGAGAAGAUAAAUAAACUCUCUGCUGGUUUGUUUUAACAAUAGUUCACCACUUUUUUGUUAGAAAAACUUUGAAGUACUUAGAAAUAUAAGGAGUUAUAAAAAAGAACUUAACUGAUUAGUGCACACUUAUAUCAGACAGCAAAGUUACUGAUUAAACAACAUAGAAAAAAAUCUUGGAAUAAGAAAAGGAUAUUCCUUUAAUAGUUAAAUUGAUAUCUUUGACUGAUUUAUUUUACAAAUCUAUUUUCCGUAAAGCAAUCUAUAUUUUAUCUAUCAUAGCAAUUAUAGCUGAAAAAUAUGUUAAGCCUCCUACCAAUUACCCAUAUCUUUUUUCUCUGAUCUAUGCUGUAUUAGGGUUUGGUCUAUUUGCUUAUGUCUUCAUUUAAACUAAUUUGUUAAUGCUACACUCUUACUAGCGUAGUUAAAAAAAGAAAUAAAAAUUAGAUUGA